Nothoprocta perdicaria is the source of this 1208-nucleotide messenger RNA. It is a transcript of the gene MARCKSL1, whose product is annotated as MARCKS like 1. Gene Ontology annotation, biological process: central nervous system development; actin filament organization. Bases 7 to 663 code for a protein of 218 amino acids. Lineage: Eukaryota; Metazoa; Chordata; Aves; Tinamiformes; Tinamidae. Gene Ontology annotation, molecular function: calmodulin binding; actin filament binding. The record is from RefSeq and is a predicted model, not a curated record. The transcript has 2 exons. Gene Ontology annotation, cellular component: plasma membrane; cytoplasm.
CGCACCAUGGGCAGCCAGGGCUCCAAAGCGGCCCGCGGCGACGGCAGCGCCCAGCCCGCCGAGCCCGCCAAGGCCAACGGGCAGGAGAACGGCCACGUGCGGCUCAAUGGGGACAUGACGCCCAAGGCGGCCGUCGAGGCUGCGCCCCCGAACGGCAACGGCGCCGCAGAGCCCCCCGUGCAGGAAAGCACGGGCGGGGGGGGCGGGGGGGACGCCAUCGAGCCCGCGCCCGCCGGCACCAGCGCCGAGGAGGCCAAGGCGGACGGCGCUGCGGCCCCCAAGGACGCCAAGAAGAAGAAGAAGUUCUCGUUCAAGAAGUCCUUCAAGCUGAGCGGCAUCUCGUUCAGGAAGAACAAGAGAGAAGCCGGGGACUCGUCCGCGUCCUCCCCUGGCGAGGAGCCAGACCAGGCGGGCGCCCAGGGCGAGGAGAGCCCCGCGGAGCCCGCGGCCCCCCGGGCAGAGGGGAGCGCGGAGGAGAAGGGCGUGAGCGGCGGCGCUGCCGCUGGGCAGCAGGAAGCCGAGGGGCAGGAGGCCGGAGACGGGGAUGCCGCGGAGGAGCAGGAGCAACAGCAGCAGCCCGCGGGGGACGCGGCCAAGGCCGAGGAGCCCUCGAACCCGGGGGCAGCGGAGCCGGCAGCGGCCAAGCAGCAGCAGGAGGAGUAGAAGCCGCUUGGGCUGCUCCUAACUCCAGACUCUUGAGCCAUCCUCUCCAUCCUAGUAAGGCCCCAGCCUCGCCGCCUUGCCCACCCACCUUAUGUCUUCAGCAUAGACCUGACAAGCACGCUCUAAAACUGCCCCUCCUGAGUUAUUUUGUCCCUUCUCCCCUUAGAAAAUGGAUCUGGAUUCCACCACCGCCACCACUUGGGGUAAUUUUACCUGAAUCCUUUAAAACUGUGGAGGAAGACUAUCCUGGACAUAACUGGAAUUUACAGUUUCUAAGAACCCAGAUUUUUACAUCGUGCUCUGGUAUCUCUGCUGGCAUCAGGACUGUGCCCCGCGUGGUCAAGCAGCCCUUGAAGCCCAGCACAAGCCAGUGACUGUUCAGUGGAUUCCUUUUCUCAGUUCACAUUCCUGGUUCUGACUUCAUUUAAAGUAUUUUGUGCUUUUUAUAGAAACCAAUGGUUUAAAAGCUAAUCUGGUUAGGUUUUUUAUAAUGUCUUACUAUUGGCUUAAACCCAUAAAGCUUGUAAGUCCGCUGUGUUUAAUUC